AUGAGUAGUGAUGAGAAGCAGUCUACAGAGCAGUUUUCAUCGAACGAAACCCUUGAAAUCCUACCUAUGGAACUGGAACGAAGAAGAUAUGAGGGUGGUAACGAUGCAAACACAUAUUCUGAAAAUUCAAUCUCAGUUUCUGACAUGGCCACAGAACCAAAAGAUUUCAAACUAAGGAUUGAAAAUAAGAGUUUAGUCAUAGUCCAACAACCACUCGCCAAACGGCAGCAGCCUGAGUGGGAGCACACUUUGCUUCGACGGGAAACAAAAGGUGCCAACAGGGGUGAAGUACAAUCAGACUCUGCUCCAAAGACAAAAAGCAGCCUUCUGGACCAACACAAGCGACCAGCGGAAUUGGUAGCCUGCCAACUUCAACCUUUUGGGAAAACGCAACACUGUUCACAGACUGACUGGUGCGAUACUUUCAUUGUCGGCGUUGACCCACCAAUGCCUUUGAUCGAAAAACAAGGAUAUCUAAACGGACAAGAGUGCGAGAGAAUCCUGAAAAGACUUGAAAUUCUGCAGGACGAAGGAAAGUUUGCUGACCAUGAGCGUCUUGUUACUGCCUUUAUUACACGUUUUGCAGAUGGGGAAAAUCCGGACAUGGAGUUGGCCUUAAAAAUAGAGCGAGGAGUGGCCUUUUCUUAUCAGAAAGAGUCUAAGAAGAGCAAGUCUAUGUUUACCUCAGUCAUAAAAUCAGAACAAACACAGAAUUACGACGUUACAAAUCCUAGUAUUUUAACAGCAAGAGCCUAUUUUUUACUUGUAGAAGACUACACAAAUAGAAACUCGAUGAAAUUAUCCCCGCUAUUUGAGUUUCUUCGACGCAGCGAGUUUCUUCUGCAAAAUCACGAUUCGCCAGAAGACUGGGCCGAGCUGUAUUACAACUACGGAUGCGUUUGGUUGAAGUAUAUGAGCAUUAUCCCAGAUGACCUGAGAAAUGCACAGGCGCGAGAGGCUGCGCGGGAUAAAGCAAAAUAUUACUAUGAGCAAGCUGUCUCUUUCUGCCAAAGAGAUGAACGACCGAGAGUUCAGAUAAAAAACCAAACGUAUUGUCAUCUCGGAUUAGCAGCACUGCUGUUAGACUGCAGUUCAACUGCCGCGCGCACCCAAGAAAAAGAAAUCGCUCCCUGUGAUAUUAAGGAAGCCAAAGAACACCUUGAUUUUGUUCAGCAUAGACUUGGUGAGAGUGUACCGAGGGGAACACAGGUACAGCUCUUGAAAACUCGAUCUGAUCAAUUCUAUCGUCAGAGAUUAUAUCAACUGGCCAAAGAAACAGCCGAAGAGGCUUUUCAGCUCGCUUCCUCGAAUGGAUUUAACACUGAAUUAGUCCCUCUUCAAGAAAGGAUCCAGUUUCUUGACUUAAAGCUUGAGAUUGCCAAAGAGGUUACUAUCAUGGAAAUAGAAGAUGCCCAUACUGAAAGCUGCUAUAGUGGCACCGAGUAA
Molecule: messenger RNA, 1446 nt
Organism: Pocillopora verrucosa
Lineage: Eukaryota; Metazoa; Cnidaria; Anthozoa; Scleractinia; Pocilloporidae
Source: RefSeq, a predicted model, not a curated record